AUGCCACAAACAUCCGCACCCACCCCCUCACUCCUCCUAACCAAACGCCUAACCGCCUUCCUCAACUCGAACCUAAGCCCACAACUCCACACAGCCGCUCUAACAACGCCCUCGGGCAAACUCCUCGCGCACGCAUCCUCACCACCGAAUCCCGUCGGCGCGCUACGCACGCAAUGCACAGUCGCAGCCUCGCUAUGGGCGCAUUACGCCGCGAGUACGGAUACAGUGAUAAACACGCUACCACCGCCGCAGCAGCAAUACCAGUUUGAACAACGGUAUUUAUCAGGCGGGGAUCCUGCGUCGGGACCUAGCGCUGUCACGGUGCAGCUCGCGGGUGGAGUACUGGUGAUUAGGAGGUUGAAGUGUGGAUUGUUGUUCGUGUGUAUAGGACCGGCGGGUGGUGCUGGAGGCGCGGAGGAUUUAGCGCAGAGUCAGACAAGGACUCAGGGCGUUGGACCGGUGCCUGUGUCGGGCGCCCAGCAGCAACAGGCGGCUGGUAAUAAUGAAGCGCAUGGCGCAACGACACCUCUGGGUUCGCCGUCGGAAGUCGAAAGCGUGGCUAGUGCUGGUGCCGCGACGACAGCCAGUAUAGCGACUACGAAUAGUAUCGCGGCGACUGCGGUCGUGGCUACAAGACGCCAAGCCGAGGAGCUGGCGCGUUGGCUCGACGAUAAGUUAGGGUCGUUGGGAGUAUUGGAAGAGGGAUUAGGGAUCGAAACGAGAUAA
Hypoxylon trugodes is the source of this 726-nucleotide messenger RNA. RefSeq lists its product as uncharacterized. NCBI's taxonomy places the organism in Eukaryota, Fungi, Ascomycota, Sordariomycetes, Xylariales, Hypoxylaceae. The transcript has a single exon. Bases 1 to 726 code for a protein of 241 amino acids. The record is from RefSeq and is a predicted model, not a curated record.